AUGGCAGCAGUCACCUUGCCUGCGACCACCACCCUCCCUGUCCCCGAUGGGCUUGGUGCCGCUGCCUUGGACAAUCGAGAUCCCAUGUCCCAGUCUCUCCCAGCGCCGCCUCAAGUUCAUACCCCUCCCACUACAGACGAGGGGAGUCACAAGGACGAUGACGCAGUUUCGAGUUCCUCCCUCUCCGAACUUGGUGAUGACAUUGAAGACGAGGAAAAUAGGAUGAGAUUUGAGGAGGCUGCACGCGCUGGCGCCGAAGCGGAACAGUUCUCGGAGGUCAAACCGGAUAGAUAUGAGAAUGGGGUCCCGAUCUUUACUCCAACAAUGGAACAGUUCAAGGACUUUCAAAGAUAUGUCAAGGGUGUGGAUCCUUAUGGCAUGCAGUCAGGUAUCGUCCUGAUUGAUCCUCCUGAAGAAUGGAAACGUGAGCGGAAAGAUCUCGACGAAAUCGUCAAGACCAUCAAGAUUAGAAACCCCAUCACGCAGGAAUUCCAUGGUGCCCAAGGGAUCUAUACGCAACGAAACAUGGAGAAAAUGCGGUCUUACAAUCUGCCGCAGUGGAAAUCUCUGUGCGAGCAGACUGAGAACCAGCCUCCCGCCAAACGGGGUGAGAAGCGCCUCAACGCCGACAAAUUACUCGGACGAGGCCUUGCUCGCAGCAGGAAAACCGAAGCAUCGGCAACCCCUGAGGCUUCUAAGAGAGCCUCCAGUCGUGCCAAAUCCAUUCCUAUUAAAGAGGAACCAACUGAUCACGAUUCCACCCUUCUCGCCCCGCCGACACCGACGAGUCCCGAGGUGAAGCCAGCCGCCCUGGACCAUGAGGCAGGGGAAGAUGAGGCAGUUUCUUCAACUGCUGAUCCAACCCCGAUCAAGGCCAAGAGAGGGAGAGGCAGACCGCCUGGCACUGGCAGACCACGAGGACGACCACCCAAAAAUGGCGCUAGAAAAGAAGCUUUGGGUAUUAAUAAGGGAUCGGAAACCACCGUUGCAGCUCGUCGACUGCGGAAUGCUCGCGAGGCCAUUGAUGAAAUCGACGAAGAGGCUUUCCGCGAUUUUGAUUAUCGGGUAUAUGAUAACGAUCAGUGGACGCCCGAGCGCUGCGACGAACUCGAAGAGAAAUACUGGAAAAGUCUGAACUUCAGCAAUCCUAUGUACGCUGCCGAUAUGCCGGGAUCUCUAUUUGACGACGAUACUAAGGAAUGGAAUGUCGCGAAACUACCCAACUUGCUCGACCUUUUGGGCCAACCAAUUCCCGGCGUCAACACAGCUUACCUGUACCUUGGAAUGUGGCGAGCAACCUUUGCGUGGCAUCUGGAAGAUGUGGAUCUUUACAGCAUCAACUACAUUCACUUCGGUGCCCCGAAGCAAUGGUACAGUGUAUCUCAAAAAGACGCGCCCAAGUUUGAAGCGGCUAUGAAGUCUAUCUGGUCGUCAGAUGCGAAGAACUGCGACCAGUUCCUGCGCCACAAGACUUAUCUGGUAUCGCCUGCAAUACUCAAAUCGAAAUUCGGUGUCAAUGUCAACAAAGUUGUCCAUCGAGAAGGCCAGUUUAUCAUCACCUUUCCAAUUGGGUACCAUUCCGGCUACAAUUUGGGUUACAACUGCGCAGAGUCUGUCAAUUUCGCCAUUGAAAACUGGUUACAAUAUGGCAAGACUGCACGAAAGUGCCAGUGUGAAGCCGACAGUGUCUUUAUCGAUGUGGAAUGGUUCAUUCGAAGGAUGAACGGCGAACCAACACCCGAGUUCGAAGAAGUUGAGGUCACAGACGACGAAGAUGAGGACGAACCAACAGACCUGCCGACACCUCCGAGCAGCGACAGAGGCAAAAUAAAAGUCCCACAGAAGCGAAAACGAGCUUCGAAGGAGCUUGGACCGAACAAAAAAGCCAGGAAAAUCAUCAAAAUCAGAAAAGUCAGCAAGAACCAGCCCUGCUGCCUGUGCCCGAACGAUUUCUCCUGGGAGGAGCUUCUGCCGACGACGCACGGCCAGCGUGCUCACAGAACUUGUGCCAUGUACACGCCAGAAACCUACAUUGCCAGCAAAGACGGCAGGGAAAUGGUUUACAAUGUUGAAAACAUCAGCAAAGAUCGUCUGGAACUCAAGUGCUACGAGUGUCGGCUGAAGAAAGGUUCGUGCUUUCAAUGCUCAUCGGCGAAAUGCACCAAGUCAUACCACGCGACCUGUGCCAUGCAAGCUGGUGUACAGGUCGAUAAGGGCGAAAUCGCUGUUUGGCACGAAGGGGUGGAGUAUCGUGACAUUGGGUUCGACUGGAGAUGUCGUCUGCAUCGCACAGUCAAACGGACAAGGAUCACGAGCGAACUUUCCGCCUGCAAUCACGCAAACAGCUGCUGGCAGAAUGCCGAAUUCCGUCGAUUUUUGUUCAGCCUCAAGGAAGGGGACCUUAUUCAAUUUCAAGCCACCAAUACCGACGACAUUGAAGCAGGCCUGGUCAUUGCUGGGUACGAAGAAGGCCAAGACUCGGUCCUUGUGAAGAUCCUACCAGAUCUGAAACAAGUAAAAGAGGUAGAUCCGACAUCGAUCCUGUUUGUCGACUCUGCCACCUCGUAUCUACAAAAGCCAAGUGCAAAUGCGCUUGACCUUCCCGAAGAGCUUCAAGGCAAGACUGCUUCACUCCCCGAAUCAACCGAGAAGAAGCCCAGCCCAGGCGACCUGUUUGCUGAGGAGCCAAGAACCGAAUGGGCAGAGUUUGUCUCUGCUCUGCCUCUCGUUAACAAAGCACAGAAGCCUGUCGACCUCAGCCAGGAAAAGCAACUGUGGAUCUAUCUUGGAGAGUCGUCAUCAGAAGGGAAGGCCUUUUAUACCGCCGAUCCUGACAAACCUGUCCAUGAUCCUGCGUCGAACUUCCUCGACGUUGUCGCGCCUCCCAAAACAGCCAUGGCACCACCGCCUCACCCCAAGCGCCAAGCACUCUCUGCUUCCCAUCCGCGGGCCAGCUUUACGGCAAAGAGUGCUGCAAUGGCAAAUAUCAGGCAGACCGUCGACAAGCAGGCUCUGCAAUCUUCAGUCCUUCCGGGAACGUUCAGCGGAACAACACAAGAUCUCACGAUCGGCAGCAGCCAGAUUAAGCCAAUAAAAGCCAAUCAGAUUAAGCGAUCGCAGUAUCGAGACAUCGUGACCGGCCAAGAGGCUCGCCUGAACGAGCAGGCACGGAUAUUUCAGCGACAGCAAGCCAAAGCUCGACAGCUGGAUGCCGCAGAGAACCCCACCGGUUCCAUUCGCCAUACUGGUAUUGGAAUUGACCAUGAUGCUGUCCAACGUCAGAGACACUUCCAACAGCAAGCAUCUCAACAUGCCAAGCAUAUGAAGGAGUGGUCAAAUGAUCCAUCACUGCCGCCGCUCAAGCAGUAUGAGCCUUUCCCGAGCUUCACCACCCUGGAUAACACUGGUCGCUAUGGUCCCACAAUGAUGACUUCAAACAUGCGGUCACAGCAAUACGAAUACAGCAGUGAUUGGAUGAACCCUGCUGCCGCAAGUCAGAGCCCGGGUUUUGGACAUCCCCAAAAUUCAGGUCUUAACUCUAUGCUAACACCUCAAUAUGGUCGAUCCCAAUCCCCUGCCACUUCUCCUUUCCCUUCGUAUGUCCAACAAUCUCACCUUCAAUUCCCGUACCACGGCAGUUCGAAUCACACUGCUGCAGGAUCUUCGGCUCCAAGUACUCCGUAUCAACAAUCCCGCAUCGAAACAAUCCGUGCGGCCACAAGUCAACCACCUCCACCUCCACCUUCAGCCGAAGUCGAACGGCAGCGUCGGAUUUCCAACCCGGCUUACCCAUUUAAGAGCCCUGAUCAAAUCAAGGCCCAAAGAGAAGCAGAGAAGAACUCUCCACCGGGUAGCAGACCAAGCAGUUCGUACAUGAUUCCCAGUCCUGGCCUGCAUCAGCAACAUGAUGCUUCUGCUUCCUUUUUGCAGCAUGCAGGCUCGUCCACCGCAAGCCCCUCCAUGCAACCACUCGAUCCGCAGAACCCUCCUCAAUUUAUCAACCCGAAUGCCACGCAGAUCAGCCCACCCGGAUCUAGUGCUGGCCAUCGCUCUGCGAGAGGAAGUUUCUCCGGACUAGGUUUGGCAUCAUCCAUCUCUUUCCCUUUGAGUCACAUGGGAUUAAAGAGGUCCUCUUCAAUGGACAUGAUGGAUCUAGACAUGAUACACGAUAUGGCACCGUUUCCCGCUGCGAGUAUUAAUCCUCUGCAAAUCAGCAGUUACAUUCCCAAGCGCUCGAUUUACGAUCCGCUCAACACUAGUGGCCAUGGGGGUAUGCUGAUGCUACACAAGCCCCAGCUCCCAAUCCCAAAACCAAUUCAACCCCAUUCCUCGGUAAUCCAAUAUCCUCCGCCGCCUCCUAUGGCCGAUCCGUCCCUUCUACUCGUCCAGUCUCUUGAGAAGCGGCCGCUUGGACCCACGGGCUUGCUCAUCAAUGACCGACCCGUCCCGAAGCAGCUGAGUGAUUGGGUUGCAAGGGGUGGAUUUUGGGCAAGAGUAGCGGGAUACUAUAUCCAGAAGCACAAAGGCAUGGCUAGUGUGUAUCGGAGCCCGUUUAUUGCGGUAAAGGAUAAGGUUGGCCUGGACAGUUGGGAAGGAGGGUUGGCUGAAAGGUACUAUGACAACCUGGAGCCCCAAGAAAGGCAGAGAAUUGAUGCCGUGAGGGAUGGGAAUGCUCAGCCAUAA
This is a messenger RNA of Cladophialophora psammophila CBS 110553, 4683 nucleotides long. RefSeq lists its product as uncharacterized. Bases 1 to 4683 code for a protein of 1560 amino acids. Gene Ontology annotation, molecular function: histone H3K36 demethylase activity; histone H3K9 demethylase activity. Gene Ontology annotation, cellular component: nucleus. Gene Ontology annotation, biological process: chromatin remodeling. The transcript has 3 exons. Lineage: Eukaryota; Fungi; Ascomycota; Eurotiomycetes; Chaetothyriales; Herpotrichiellaceae. The record is from RefSeq and is a predicted model, not a curated record.